AUGGAGUAUAAACAGCCGAUCGUGGCUGCCGAAUACGGCAGCGGAGAAACCGAAGAGCACCGUCAAUUGAGACGCGUCGCCUUCUUCGCCAUCGUCGUCUCCACCGCCGCUGUGAUCGCUUCGAUCGUCACGCUCCCACUCCUGUACAGCUAUGUGGCAAACUUCCAGAGCCACCUGAUCAUCGAAACCGACUUCUGCAAGGGUCGCGCCCGUGACAUGUGGACCGAAAUGUCCAUCCUCCACAAGCAAGGCCUCGGCUCCGUCCGUGCCAAGCGUCAGUACAGCGGUGCCGGCGGCCCAAGCGGCGGACCAAGCGGCGGAUCCUCGCCAAACAACGGCUACGGACCAGUCAUUGCUGCUGAAGCCCCACCAGCUUGCUGUCCAUGCCAACAAGGCCCACCUGGACCACCAGGCCCACCUGGAGAUGCCGGAGACGCCGGACAAGAUGGACGUGACGGUCAAGACGGUUUGGAGGGACGCGAUGGUCAAAUCCUCAAGAGCGCCAUCCCACAAGAGCCAUGCAUCAUCUGCCCACCUGGCCCACCAGGAAGCCAAGGAUCCCCAGGACAAAAGGGACCACGCGGACCAAAGGGAGCUCCAGGAGACAAUGGAAAGGACGGCAACAAGGGUGAAGCCGGUCUUCAAGGCCCACUUGGUCUCCAAGGCCCAGUCGGACCACCAGGUCCAGCCGGACCAGUCGGUGCUCCAGGUCGCCUCGUCCAGGUCAACGGCCCAGCCGGACCGCAAGGAGAACAAGGACCACCAGGUCAACCCGGUCCAAAGGGUAUCCCAGGCCAAGACGGUACCAACUCCGUUGGACCAAGCGGUGCUCCAGGAGCUCCAGGAAACGCCGGACCACAAGGAAACCCAGGCCCAGCUGGACCACCCGGAUCAUCCGGCGAAUCUGGAGAACAAGGCAGCUGUACCCACUGUCCUCCACCACGUACCCCACCAGGCUACUAA
Bursaphelenchus okinawaensis is the source of this 963-nucleotide messenger RNA. Lineage: Eukaryota; Metazoa; Nematoda; Chromadorea; Rhabditida; Aphelenchoididae. The record is from the annotation of a GenBank genome assembly.